Messenger RNA from Hyposmocoma kahamanoa, 3978 nucleotides. Its product is annotated as cilia- and flagella-associated protein 65-like. The record is from RefSeq and is a predicted model, not a curated record. NCBI's taxonomy places the organism in Eukaryota, Metazoa, Arthropoda, Insecta, Lepidoptera, Cosmopterigidae. The transcript is spliced from 26 exons. Bases 1 to 3888 code for a protein of 1295 amino acids.
AUGCAGAAUUUUUCAGAAUUAAGCAUUUCUGAAAUAAAAUUAGUAGACUUCGGUUGUAUACCCGUGGAUACAGUAGCGACCAAGUACCUUCACUUGACAAAUGUUUCAAACAAACCAUUAACUUAUCGUAUGUCUCUAACGUAUAUAAUGAGCAGCAUAGAUCACGUCUUCAAUCUGUCGAUUUUAUCUGAUUCAGUGCAGCCAGGAUCCAAGCUUGAAGUAAAAGUUACGUUCAAGCCUAACGUCUCAGGUCAGGCGUUUACCGAAUAUUAUAUCAUAGAUGACACCGAGGGUAAUACUUACAGGUUUACUGUUACUGGUAAAUGCUAUGGACCCGAGGUAUCAUUGAAUAGAAAAAAAUUAAAAUUCACGGUGUGUAAAAAUGUUUCGGAGCGAAGAAAAGAGAUAAUCACACUCGUGAAUAACUCUCCCGUAGACACUACUUAUCAAUGGCUCAUGCCUCCUGCUGGGCAAGGAUAUUUCCAAAUUUCAACUGGAAAUUGUGGCCUCAUUAGAGCAUUUGAAUCAAUAACGACAAGUGUAGUCUUUAACGGUACAGCUCUCGGUAUUUACACUGCUGAAUUAGUCUGUUUAGUUCUGAAUCAGGAGCCACUGUUUUUGAACGUAUGUGCUAUAAUUAUAUUUCCUGUUAAUCCGUUGUUCAAUGUUAAUGAUCAUAUUUUUGAGAAGAGCUGGAAACGGAAGAGUCGUUCGGCACAUUUGAUGGAGAACAGUCUCAACCGUCUUAGUUAUAUACCAUGCGCGUCAGUAUUCGAAAGAUACCUAGAUUUUGGUAUGGGAAGCGUUUUCGACGUCACUAGAAAUAUAUCCCAGACCCUUUGCGUGACGAACCACGAACAAGACGAAGGAUAUAUACAGUGGAUUCCGGAUCCCGACAACAUAUUCCUAAUUGAUCCUAUCGCAUGCAUUAUUCCACCUAAUCAGUCCAGGCUGUUUACAGUUAGAUUCAGGCCAAAAAUAGACAACGAAGUAUAUGGUUUUAUGAUGUGCGGUGACUAUCAAUUCAAAGUGAUAGAUAAUAACGAACCGAAGCAAAAACACACUUGGUUCCGCAUACCGUGUAUUGGAAAUACGUGGGGCCCUUGCAAUGCAUGGACUACCGAGUGGGAUUGUCCUGUUGAGGUCAUUUUACCACCGACUGUACCAACAAGGACAACGUUUUCUAAUUUUAUGUUAUCGAAUAAAUUGGAGAUACCUAUGUAUUUUAAAUUUGAAGCACCUUACGGAACGAAUUUUGUUAUUUUGCCCAUGUGCGGUAUUGUCCCGAGCCGUGGAUGGCAAAUUAUAACGGUGGCUUUAGAGCCAAAAUGCUUUGGUGAUUAUUGUGAAAAUUGGGACUUGGUGAUCAAUAGAGUGCAGAAAGCUCGAAUCAGUCUAUGUGGCAACGCGGAAUUAAGUCAACUGGAAGUGAUGUCUGCGGGAUGGAAUACUGAAACACACGAAACAUAUAAGUUUCCUCCUACCAUCCCUGGAUGCACAAAUUACGUCACUACUUAUUUGCACAACGUGACAAGAAUGGAAAUGCAUAUGAGAGUAUUGAAUACCGUUUCUUGGCUAGGAGCAGAUAAUUGCGGUACUAUCGUUAUCGCGCCUAAAGAGAUAAUUCGAUAUCAUUGGUGGUUUUUUCCGAAGACCCCAAAUCAACAGUACGACACUACAGUUACGUGUUCUUGUGUAUGUCUCAUUAAUGGAAGACCAGUUGGGGAACCAUCAGAAAUACUCAUACACAUACUUGGGUUUUCUGAGUUACCGGAUUUGCGGAUUGUACCAAAAUAUAACAACCUUCACGACGUUGCUGUUGGCGAAAAUGCAAGUGUGACAGUUAAAUUAUUCAACAAUUGUUCUUGUUAUUUUACUUCUCGGCUGUAUCAUGAGAUUUAUGGUAUAGGUGACGAUUACAGUGGUGAUAUUUUCCAAAUUGAUUCUUACGUGAACAGCCUAAAACCCUCAAAGUCCUGUGAAGUGACUUUCACCGUGACGCCAAACGGCGCGGGCUCGCGCGAAAUCAACAUCAAAUACUCGGUUCUCUUCAGGACCGAGUUUGAUGAGAUAGAAGAAUUACAACCCAUAAAUAAGAAGAUUUGUGUCGUAUGGUACGAUGGAAUUUAUCCCACAUUUAAGAUAAAACGUACUAUAUCUGUAACAUGCCCUAUUAUUCUAAGCAACCAUUGUGUUUGGAAUAUUACUAAUGUGGAUGAAUUGAACAAAGCGCUUGAAGACUGUCGACCAAAUCAACCUUUAGACGUAACUUUAUAUGCUCCGGAUCUGUGUAUAAAACCAGGUUUCGUGGAGUUUAUAUUCGUCCUGGGUAGCGUGUAUGAUGUCCCAGUACCAUGGAAUCUCCGCAGGGAAAAGAUAUGCAACUGUCCAAUGGUCGAAGUUAAACUGGGCAUUUCGACUUAUGAACUGAGGCAUGACUGUGUGCACAGACCUUUGGUUGAAUUGUAUCCUGUCAACGGGUACCUCUCGAAACAAAAGCCUGAACUAUUGCAUUUAAAAUUCCGAUAUGACCUGGAGGGAAUGAAUACUUUGUGCUAUGUCUUGUUGUUGCCUAAUGAAAGGCAGCUUUUCAUAUACAUUCAUAUAUAUGCUCAUCUUAAUACAAAAGGCAUACUGACGCCUUUGCGGCGUCCUGUCAAGGAACCGGAAUAUUUGGCAGUGAUGGAUUGUGGCAUAGUGCCGAUAAAUAAUUUAGAUUCUGUUAUAAGGUUGGCGUGGCUGUAUAACCCAACAGACGUGUUCACUACUUGGCGACUUCUGCGUGGCAAUAUGAUAACACCAGGCUCAAUAAUUCGAUGUUUGUUGUUUUUCGCAGAAGUACCUCCUUUGGGGAAAUUGCCUAUACCAUUUGCUUUUUUGCCCACGGAAAUGAUUAAGUAUGAGGUUGAGUUCUUGUGCUCAUUUGGUUAUGAAACGAUGAAGAUUAAGGUUACGGGACAAGGUGGUCUACCUAACAUGGUUUCAACAAGACUAGACAUCCCCAGCUAUGUGGAGAGAAAUAUACGUGCUGCUUAUAGGACUGAAGUGGUGUACUUGUCUACAGAACAUAUGACUAUACCAAUAAUGCCAACCCAUUCUUUGUCAAGAGACGUAAUCUGUAUUUGUAAUGAUACAGAUCACAUUAUGCGAUUCAUUUGGUUACCGGAAAGGAUCCCUAAUAUAGUGAACAUAGUAAUGACACCGUGCUGGGGUGUUAUUCAGCCAAAAAGUUCAGAAUGGAUCACGAUGACGGUAUACACUUUGCAAGAACCUGCAAGUUUCACUACCACAUUAUCUUGCGAAAUUCUGGACUUGACUGAGCGCAGGCGUUAUCAGCGUAAUGAACUGCUGAAAAGACAGAAAACGGAGAAGUGCAAACAAGAAUUUAUUAUAACUGAAAAAGGAUACUUUCAUCCUGGUAUAAAUGAUUCUCCACCUUACAUUUUGGAUAUAGAAAAACCCCAACCUAGUUAUAUAUCUUUGACGGUAUCCAUAAGUUCUAAAGGACAAAGAGAUGCUUAUACAAGAAUGUUUAUGAAGCGGCAAUGGGAACAGACUCCGCAGUACGAUUUAAUGUCUGACCUAGAAGAUUUUAGUUCUGGACCCGCGAGUGGCAGCACCAUGACCAUGACCGACAUAAUUAGGAUAAUUGACGGAAUUAUAUGGGACGCACUUCACAGCAAAAUGUUCAGGUACCAAAUUGAAUUUUAUUCGAAAGAAGAAAUUCCCACAUACAAGCAAUUAGUCAAGAAAUUGGAGAAGGAUGUUAGACCAAAACUAAGCAGACGCGUGACAUCUGGAAUAUGCGAUGCGAUCGUCAACAAAGCCGUUUUCCACAUGUUCGAGCUUAACCCUAAACCGGAAAUCUCCAUAUUGGAAGCCGUUUAAAUUUGAAGUUUUGAAAUCUCCAUAUUGGAAGCCGUUUAAAUUUGAAGUUUUUUCGUUCAAUUCUCAAUUUCAAUUCUAAUUCAUUAGAUA